AGCGCUCCCGUGAGGCAGUGCGAGACGCGGAAUGCGGCGGCGGGCUUCUGAGGGACGCGAACGGAGCCUCCAAAGGUCAGUGUGAGGGCGGUUCUUCACAGUCUUGAGCCCGCCGUUGCCUGCACUAGCUGGACUGUCUGUGGACAUCGGUUCCUGUGCGAAUGGCGGGUGCUUACUGAGUCGCCGGAGGAGAAGUCAAAUUCUAAAAAUAUUUUUUCCCUUCUCUAUGGACUUAACAUAAAUUUAAUAUUGGGGUUUAUUUUCUAACUAUCAACAUAAAUCCAUAUCCAUCACAAAGAAAUUGGGUAUUUAAACCAUGAGUUGUGGAAAAGAGUUUGUGGAAACAUUAAAAAAAAUCAAUUAUCCUAAAGCUGAUACUCUUAAUGGGGAAGAUUUUGACUGGUUGUUUGAGACUGUUGAAGAUGAAUCAUUUCUGAAGUGGUUUUGUGGGAAUGUGAAUGAACAGAAUGUAUUGUCUGAAGAAGAAUUGGAAGCUUUUAGCAUUCUUCAAAAAUCAGGCAAGCCUAUCCUAGAAGGAGCAGCAUUAGAUGAAGUUCUUAAAACCUGUAAGACUUCUGAUUUGAAGACAUCUGCCCUGGAUGACAAAGUGCUAGAUAAAUUAGAGACUGAGGUUCAGAUUCUGCAGAAAUUAAAGAACCUAAAAAUUCAGCGACGUAAUAAAUGCCAGUUGAUGGCUUCCGUAACAAGCCACAGAUCUCUGAGGUUAAAUGCUAAAGAAGAAGCAGCCACUAAGAGGCUGAAGCAGAGUCAAGGAAUUCUGAAUGCUAUGAAUACUAAGAUAAAUAGUGAACUUCAGGCGCUUACUGAUGGAGUUGCUAAAUUGAUGAUGUUCUUCAGACAUUCUAAUUUGGAUCAAGGGACAAACCCACUGGUGUUUUUAUCUCAGUUUUCCUUGGAAAAAUAUCUAAGCCAGGAAGAGCAAAGCACAGCCGCGUUAACCUUAUAUACCAAAAAACAGUUCUUUCCCGGUAUACAUGAAGUAGUUGAAAGUUCAAAUGAAGAAAAUUUUCAACUGUUAGAUAUACAAGCACCAUCUAUUUGCGAUAAUCAAGAAAUUCUUGAAGAGAAACGGCUAGAGAUGGCAAGGUUGCAGCUAGCCUACAUUUGUGCUCAACAUCAGUUAAUUCACUUGAAAGCUGGUAAUUUAAGCAUGAAGUCAAGUAUACAGUGGGCAGAGGAGAAUCUUCAUAGCCUCUCUAGCAAGGCUCUUGGCAAAGAUAAUUUGGAUGCUAAAAUUUCUAACUUGAAGAGUGAGAUUCUGAAACUUGAAGAACAAAUCUCUCAUAUAAAAGAUAAAAAUUUGCCUGCUGUGGUAAAAGAGAAUGCCCAGUUAUUGAAUAUGCCCGUUGUAAAGGGAGAUUUUGAUCUACAGAUUGCUAAACAAGACUGUUACACAGCAAGACAAGAGUUAGUUUUAAAUCAAUUGAUAAAACAAAAAGCCUCUUUUGAACUUCUACAGUUAUCAUAUGAAAUUGAAUUGAGAAAGCACGGGGACAUAUAUCGUCAACUUGAAAAUUUGGUUCAAGAACUUAGUCAAAGUAAUAGGAUGCUUCACAAGCGAUUAGAAAUGCUAACAGAUCCAUUAGUAUCUCAGCAGAUAAAUCCAAGGAAUACCAUUGAUACCAAGGACUAUUCUACUCACAGGCUUUAUCAACUUUUAGAAGGAGAGAAUAAGAAAAAAGAAUUAUUUAUAACCCAUGGAAACCUGGAGGAAGUGGCUGAGAAAUUAAAAAAGGAUGUUUCUUUAGUACAAGAUCAGUUGGCAGUUUCUGCUCAAGAACAUUGUUUCUUUCUGUCCAAACUGAAUAAUGAUGUGGACAUGCUUUGUGACACCUUAUAUCAAGGAGGAAAUCAGCUUUUGCUUAGUGAUCAGGAGUUAACAGAGCAGUUUCAUCAAGUUGAGUCCCAACUGAAUAAGCUAAAUCAUCUUCUUACUGAUAUUCUUGCUGAUGUGAAGACAAAGAGAAAAAUUCUGGCAGCUAAUAAACUGCAUCAAAUGGAAAGAGAAUUAUAUGUAUAUUUUUUAAAAGAUGAAGAUUAUCUGAAAGAUAUUGUGGAGAAUUUAGAAAACCAGUCAAAGAUUAAGGCUGUUGGUCUUGAAGAUUGAAAAUUACUAAAAAGUGAAUCUUUACUAAAUAUGCUAUGUUUUAAUGUUUUAUAUAUUAGGAAAAUAGAUCUAAUAAACCCUACUAAUAUUUUAAAUUUGA
Neogale vison (American mink) is the source of this 2228-nucleotide messenger RNA. RefSeq names its product HAUS augmin like complex subunit 3 (gene HAUS3). The coding region runs from base 317 to 2128 and encodes 603 amino acids. The transcript has 6 exons. Gene Ontology annotation, cellular component: mitotic spindle; centrosome; HAUS complex. The record is from RefSeq and is a predicted model, not a curated record. NCBI's taxonomy places the organism in Eukaryota, Metazoa, Chordata, Mammalia, Carnivora, Mustelidae. Gene Ontology annotation, biological process: spindle assembly; centrosome cycle.